Messenger RNA from Penicillium pulvis, 468 nucleotides. Its product is annotated as RidA family protein. The record is from RefSeq and is a predicted model, not a curated record. Lineage: Eukaryota; Fungi; Ascomycota; Eurotiomycetes; Eurotiales; Aspergillaceae. Gene Ontology annotation, molecular function: deaminase activity. The transcript has a single exon. Bases 1 to 468 code for a protein of 155 amino acids. Gene Ontology annotation, cellular component: mitochondrion; cytosol.
AUGUCGCAAAGCACCCCAUAUUUCCGUCCCUCGACGCACGCCCAAGGCCUUGCCAACUACCCACAUGCUCGAACCAUUACAUCCCCUGAUGGAAAGGGAUCCUACAUCUAUGUCUCAGGGACCUCAUCUCGACGCGGCGACGGAACCUUUGUCGGAGCAACAACCACUCAAGAUUCCGACGGCAAGACUACACUCGCGCUUGACAUACGACAGCAAACAGCAGCCGUAUUAUCGAACAUCGAUGCCAUUAUCCAAGGCGCCUCGGACGGGAAAGCAACCAUUGCGAAUGUGGUCGAUGCGACAGUCUUCUUGACAAAUAUGAAGGGGGAUUACACUGGCAUGAACGAGGAAUGGAACCGGAUCUGGCCCGAUCGGAAUACAGCGCCGGCUCGGACGACUGUUGAGGUGCGGGCUUUGCCGAGGGAUGAGAUUAUUGUGGAGAUUAAAUGUACAGUUUACUAUGUUUGA